CUGUCCUAUAACUUGUGUUAGAUGAUCUCAGAAAAGAACUUGAGGAUAAACACGCGAAGGAGAUCGACUCCAUGGCGCAAAGACUGUCCUCGCAGGAGGCGGCUUCCUCGGCCACCAUCUCUACCAUGGCAGAACAGAUAUCAUGUCUCGAAAAACAGGUCAGUGAGCUAAUGGCGUUGCGGUCGGGGUUGGAAGCAAACAAAGCUGCCUUGGAAGAGCUUGUCACCCGUCUUAAGAGCGAAAGUUUUGAGGACAAAGAGAGCAAAGCAAAGUUGGAAGAAGACGCGAAGUCAAGGAGAUCCCAACUGGAGAUAUGCAAGAGUCAGCUGCAACAUGCUGAAGCUGAGAAUUUUUCAUUACGGCAGAAAUUGGCCGAGGCAAUCAAAGAAAUCGAGUUGAUGAAGUCUCAACUUCAAGACGAGCGGUCAUCAGCCGAGUCAGAAAGAAGGAUACAUGCAAUGGAUCUUCACAGGUAACGAGUCCGAAAGCUUUCAGAGUGUGUUUUCUGAGCUUCUCUCCACUGCGUGCAGCCUCUCCUAUGAUGAAAGGAUUUUGUCGUCAUUUUUUUUCUUUCCUUUUUCGAGGAACGGAUUCCCAAUCUAUUCGUGGGAAGCAGGACGUGGGGGGAACCAGGCCCAGCGUCCCUUAUGAAAGCAUAUAGCACAAUUCAGGGUAGUCUGGCUGAUCGUUGGCGGUCCUGAAACCAUUGGCUGCCGACCUGCCGACGGGUCGCCCUGUCGGCGCGGACGGCUAGGGGCCCGGUAGGCACUCUGCAGGAUGACAGAAAAUAGAAGCCGGGGUCCUACCGGGCCCGCGGACCGCCCUCCGCCAAAAGAACCACCUUUAUUUCCGGCAGGCCGGGCCCCAGGAAGCAGUCCCAGGCUUUACAAAAG
Molecule: messenger RNA, 893 nt
Organism: Chara braunii
Lineage: Eukaryota; Viridiplantae; Streptophyta; Charophyceae; Charales; Characeae
Source: the annotation of a GenBank genome assembly